Messenger RNA from Entelurus aequoreus (snake pipefish), 6079 nucleotides. Its product is annotated as neurexophilin-2. The transcript has 2 exons. The record is from RefSeq and is a predicted model, not a curated record. Gene Ontology annotation, molecular function: signaling receptor binding. The coding region runs from base 686 to 1558 and encodes 290 amino acids. Lineage: Eukaryota; Metazoa; Chordata; Actinopteri; Syngnathiformes; Syngnathidae.
UGCAUGACUGCAAGCUAAUCGAUGCUAACAUGCUAUUUAGGCUAGCUAUAUGUACAUAUUGCAUCAUUAUGCCUCAUUUGUAGCUAUAUUUGAGCUCAUUUAGUUUCCUUUAAGUCCUCUUAAUUACAUUUAUAUCUCAUGACACAUGUAAUAUGGCUUUUAAUUUUUUGCGGCUCCAGAUAGAUUUGUUUUUGUAUUUUUGGUCCAAUAUGGCUCUUUCAACAUUUUGGGUUGCCGACCCCUGUACUAGCCGUAUUUUACGACUUAGAAUGCAUGAAUGCGCGCAGGUGAGGAGGCUUCCGGGAGGAGGAGUUGAGGGAUGAGGAUGGAGGGUGUUCACUAUCUCCUCUCCUCUUCGUCCCUGCUCUAUCCUGCAACCCAGGGACAGCUCCUAGAAGUCACACUCGCACCUCCCGCUGCGCGCAAAACUCCGGCCGGCGAGCGCUGCGUGAGACAGGACGGCUCGGAUGUUGCGCACGCAGCGAGGCGGCGCGCAUUGUCUGGUGUAGAAGACGCCGAGGAGCAAUUAUUAGCAACAACUUGAAUAGCUUCUCUUCUUUCCCUGACACUUUUUUUUUUCUUUUUCUCGCACCUGCCGCUUGUGGGAUUGCCGCGCGUCUUCUUGCUGGCGUGUGCGCAACCGAGGAGGCGUUUGGGGACUUGGUGCGCAUCAGAGGAAGGUGACAUGAAGGUGCUCGGGUGGACCACACUCGUCCUCUGCCAGUGGAUCCUACGCAAGGUCCAAGGGUUGGACAAGAAAGUGGACUUCGCAGACCUGGGCCAGGUGGGCUCCGCGAUGAAGACUCUUCCUUACAGCAUGGCCGGAGGCACAGGUGGAGCACCACCAGGAGGAGCUGGUAAACCUCCGUACCAAACCCGAAUCUUCUCUUCCUCCUUUGACCAGACACCCCUGAAAUCCAAGCCGCCCGCCUACAGUUUCUUUAACCCUUACGACACGGCCCGUAACCAGUCCCUGCUGGUAGAUCAGACGGGGUACCGCUCAAAGCGUAAGCCCUCUCUGAAGACUGCAAUGAAGACUAAGAAGAUCUUUGGCUGGGGGGAUUUCUACUUCAACGUCAAGACCCUCAAGUUCAGCUUGUUAGUGACAGGGAAGAUUGUGGACCACAUCAACGGGACGUUCACCGUGUACUUCCGUCACAAUUCGUCCAGUCUUGGGAACGUGUCAGUCAGUAUUGUCCCUCCCACCAAAGUGGUGGAGUUCGAGGUCCUCCAGCAGCAGUUCUUGCACCCCCACAGCCAACAAGAGGUCCAGAUCCAAGAGACCCAGCAAUCCCCCGUCGACCCCAAAGAGGUGAAGACUUUUAACUGCCGGGUGGAGUACGAGAAAACCAACAGGUCCAAGAAGCCCAAACCCUGCCUGUACGACCCGUCCCAGACGUGCUUCACGGAGCACACCCAGUCGCACGCCGCCUGGCUCUGCGCUAAACCCUUCAAAGUCAUCUGCAUCUUCAUCUCCUUCUUUAGCAUCGAUUACAAGUUGGUUCAGAAGGUGUGCCCGGACUACAACUUCCAAAGUGAGCACCCUUACUUGGGAUAAAAAAGGCAAGAAGAAAGACUGAUGGGAAUGAUAGUCAUAUUGAUUACAUAUUGAUGGAGCAGGGAACACUUUCUUGCCUCUAAGCUGCUGUGAUUUCAAACAAGUAUCAUCAAAGUUUUGGAUGCUUAGGAUGAGGCUUGGUCCUUUUUCUCCUCCCUUCAACUUUCCCUUUUUUGGAGCUCUUUGUGUAAAUAUUGAUCUCAACCCUCAGCGCACUUAUUGUUUUGAUAUAUUGGUUUCUUAGUGUGCUUACCGUACUGACUUCAAUUCAAGAAGGUAUAUUUUCCCCUAGAAAAAAAAAAAAAAAGUACGAAAAAGGCAGGUCGUCUUAUAUUCGGGGUCGGGAAAGCUACGGUAUAAUGUACAUGCAAACCACCUGCCGUAACUUCUCUCCCAGGCAAGUCAGAGCUUUUCUUCCUGUUAUUCACACACAUGUACAGUAUAAUGCUGAUUGGGGUAUGAUCAAUGAAGCAAAGUAAUCAAGCAACUAUCUAGCAACAGAAGAAAAUAUGGAAAUAAUAUAUAUCUUGUUAUGAAAAAAAAUGUCUGUGAUUGUAUCCGAAAGAAAAUUGUGUUUACCAAAAACAGAAGGGUCAAACAAACAAACCGACAGAUGGCGCAAGACACCUCAAAGGUUGUUAGCAAGUUACCAAAUAACAGCGGGGUGCUCAAUUUAAAGGGGUACCGCACUUUUUUAGUCCGUCAUUCACAAUUCUUAUGAAAGACAAGAUCACAUAUAUUUUUUCUUUUUUUGUGCAUUCUAACUCGUAAAUAAAAGCUAGCAAAAGUCAGCUAACAAUAGAGCCAAUGGGAGUCACUCUAUCCCGCCUAUAAAGCGCUCUAAAAAAAACCUCCUAAAAACCCCAGCAAUGUUUUAAAUACACGCUGUGAGUAUAUAUGUAAUGUAGCAACAGGAAAAAUCAUAAUAACAUGAAAUAUUUACAUGUUUUGCUCAUGCUAAGCAUACGACGGCCUAUUUAAUUUGAUAGAAAAAUCACAACGUUCGCGUUUCCCUUCAACAACAACAACACUACUAAUCAUGGAAGACUUCAUGAGAGACAACAAAGACUACUUUGGGGCAAAUUAUGAUCCAGAAACAUAUAUUUUUGAGCAUGAAUACAAGGAGGAUGGGCAACAAGUUAUGGAAGCUAUGUGCUGAACAGAUGCAGCUUUUGUAAAACACUAAGCACCAUGUAGCAGCAUUGCUAAGUGCUUAACAAGAUAUGUAAACUACCAACAUACUAUUAUGAUCACUUACUGUACAAUGUCUGCUCUUCCUAAGGUGACGAUUGAUGGGAUGUUUAUCUUUUUGUUUAGAACUUUUCGUAAAUGUCAUGAAGACAAGCAUUUAUAUUUGUGUCUUUCUUGACAUCUACGUGUCUAAUUUGGAUGUCAAAGUUGACCACUUCUCGAUUUAUGGCCACAUCCUUCUACUAUCCAAGUGAGAGGCAUGAUUUAUAAUCAAGAAUUGACUUUCCUCAACUUACAAGCAAUGCAACAGCAGCAGCUCAGUAUGCCAAUAGAGCAGCAUAAGCUAGUUAGCUCUCUGUGAUCACACGGCAUCGCUUAAAAUAGAUCGUCCGUGUUAGCGCUUGUAGUAACAAUAUCGCUAAUACUUUAAUAUUCAGGUCACGAGAUGUAGCAACAGGCAAAAUCAUAAUAACAUGAAAUAUUUACAUGUUUUGCUCAUGCUAAGCAUACGACGGCCUAUUUAAUUUGAUAGAAAAAUCACAACGUUCGCGUUUCCCUUCAACAACAACAACACUACUAAUCAUGGAAGACUUCAUGAGAGACAACAAAGACUACUUUGGGGCAAAUUAUGAUCCAGAAACAUAUAUUUUUGAGCAUGAAUACAAGGAGGAUGGGCAAAAAGUUAUGGAAGCUAUGUGCUGAACAGAUGCAGCUUUAGUAAAACACUAAGCACCAUGUAGCAGCAUUGCUAAGUGCUUAACAAGAUAUACAAACUACCAACUUACUAAAACGAUCGCUUGCUGUACAAUGUCUGCUCUUGCUAAGAUGCCGAUUGAUGGGAUGUUUACCUUUUUGUUUAGUGUGAAGAAUUGUUCGUAAUUGUCAUGAAGACUGUCAUGUCGGUGUGAUCAUGUUUUGUUUUAGUCAUGUUCGGUUUUGUUUUUGGACUCUUUGUGCACUUUUGUUUGUUUUGUCACCAUAGCAACCCAUUAGUUUUCACCUGUCAUGUCACACACCUGUUUUCACGUUCGGACUCACACACCUGUUGUCAAUCAUGUCUGUAUUAUUUAAAGCCCAUUGUUUUCAGUUAGUCUGCCUGGCGACAUCACACUUUAUGAUCACUCUUCUUCAUGCCAUGUUUACAGUCCCAUGCCAAGUAAGUUUUUGUUUCAUGUUCAUAGUUUUUUGCCUUUGUGCAAGUCUUUUGUUUUCAUUAGCCAAGUUUUGCACCUCCGCUGUGAGCGCUUUUUGUUUGUUCCUUUUUUGAUGGAUUAAUUAAAACAUGUACUUACAUUCACGUCUUGCCCGCGCCAACUUUCCAUUGCCUUCCGGGAAAACAAACCUCAAGGACCAAGUCUUGACAAAGACCAGCAUAUAUUUUUGUCUUUCUUGCCAUCUAGAUGUCUAAUUUGGAUGUCAAAGUUGACCACUUCUUGAUUUAUGGCCACAUCAUUCUACUAUCCAAUUGAGAGGCAUGAUUUACAAUCGAGAAUUGACUUUCCCCUACUUACAGGCAAUGCAGCAGCAGCAGCAGCAGCUCAGUAUAAGUAUUGUUAAGCUUCGCCAGGCUGGAAAGCAUUCACCGUGUAGUUACAGGUCCAUGGUUUAAUAGUAUUGUUGAUUUUCUGUCUAUCCUUCCAGUCAGGGAUUUAUUUCUUUUGUUUCUAUCUGCAGUUAAGCACGAUGCUAUCAUGUUAGCUCUGUAGCUAAAGUGCUUCGCCGAUGUAUUGUCGUGGAGAUAAAAGUCACUGUAAAAUACAAAUCCGUUAUCCACAAUAGAAAAAGGAGAGAGUGUGGAAUCCAAUGAACCCUUGUACCUAAGUUACGGUCAGGGCGAAAAAAGAUACGUCCUGCACUGCACUCUAGUCCUUCACUCUCACGUUCCUCAUCCACAAAUCUUUCAUCCUGGCUCAAAUUAAUGGGGUAAUCGUCGCUUUCUCGGUCCGAAUCGCUCUCGCUGCUGGUGUAAACAAUGGGGAAAUGUGAGGAGCCUUUCAACCUGUGACGUCACGCUACUUCCGGUACAGGCAAGGCUUUUUUAUCAGCGACCAAAACUUUAUUGUCGAUGUUCUCUACUAAAUCCUUUCAGCAAAAAUAUGGCAAUAUCGCGAAAUGAUCAAGUAUGACACAUAGAAUGGAUCUGCUAUCCCCGUUUAAAUAAAAAAAAUCAUUUCCGCAGGCCUUUAAUAUUCAAGUCACAAGAUGUAAAUGUGAAUAUUGUUGGUUGGUUUGGAUGGUUUUUAGAAUGCUUUAUGGGCGGAAUAGUGUACUCCCAUUAGCUGCAUUGUUAGCUACUUCUUACUUGACGUACAUUACAAGUUAGACUGCAUAAAAAAUAAUAAAAACAUAAGUGUUCUUGUCUUGCAUAGGCAUUGUGAAUGAUCGGCAAAAUUCUAAUAAAAAGGCGCAGUCCCCCUUUAAUGAAGCAGCGUUAUUAAAAAAACUGCCUAGCAACUAAGAAUAAUGACAUCCUGAAAUCGGAAAUGUGAUUUUAAAAGAAUAGAUUGAUUUUUGUCCAAAAGUUGUUGUUUUUUAAAACAGGGGUUGUCUUCUACAAGGCGUGUCAUAAAGUUUCCAAGACUGCUGAUGUAAUCACUUUCUGAUUCUUAAUUGUCCAUCUGACCUUGACAUGCUCCUCUUUCCAUUGGGCAUUUCCACGCAAGAGGUCCAAGGUCACAGGGGUGCAACUCGAAGAGCUUCCCGUUUCUCUCCAUCUACUCGACCACACAGCAGCAAAACUGUUCCAAGGGGGCUCAUCAAAAGGGACCCCGUUUUAAAGACGUGGACUCCUUCCAGGAGUGUUUAAAGACGUGGCAGGGAAAGCUAAGAUUGUCUCCUGGGCCCAGGUGUUCAAAGGUAAUCUGAUUGAAAUUUGGAUAAAUUCUUGAAAAUCAGUUGUUCAAAACCAAAAGUGAGUCUGAAAUCAGAUUAGGUUGCAUAAUAUUAUAUGUAUAUCUGCGUCUUUAAAAAAAACUGUUUAUUGGAGUGUAUUGGAUCUCGGUAACAAAAUGUAAUUAAAAUCAAAUGAUAAGUGGUCAAAUAAAUAACAUUCAUCAAGCGGUAGAUACACAUUUAUUUAUUGAUCAUGUUUCAACUGGUUGUUCAAAACCAAACAGUUGAAAUGAACAAACCUAACACUGAAGACCAAGAAAGUAGAAAUAACAUAAUAACAAUAAAGUAUUCAAUUCUAACUCUAUUUGGAAACGUAAUAUUUACAGACACAUCCAACAAUUUAAAAAUAGUUUCUGACAAUGUGUUGUUUUUUUUUGUUUUGUUUUGUUUUUGUAAUGUUUAAAGGUUGAAAUGUUUAAUUAAAGUACAUGGAAUGUA